UUUUUGGAACCCAAACACCCAACGCAGCUGCCAACUCCAUCGACUCCAAAUCCUUAAUAAAGUACCUGCAGCAACUUUAAACCCCGUAAUGCGUAACCAUAUUAUCUCUCAACUCCAAUUCAGUCCAUCGUUUCGCAAGAUCAUCAUUCUCUUCACACUUACCUAGAUCAUCUCAGCUCGCUUAAGAGGAAUUUUCUCCAAUUUCUUCAAGCGAAAAUGGUUUUCGAAUUAGGUGGGGAACAGGGGGAACAAGACAUCUCUUCGGGCAGCAGUUACGAAGAGUCCCAAGACAAUGACGACGCCCGAAAAGGUCGUUGUGGCUUCGUGAGUGAUUUCUUGGCAAGGCUUAAACAUUUCACCUGGGCCAACUACACUUUUCCUAUGUCUACCGGAGGUCUUGCUUUGUUACUUGCAGAACAGACACAGGGCUUGAUAUUCCCCGGCCUUCAAACAAUCGGAAAAGUUGUUUAUAUCUUCGACCUUGCCGUCUUCACCCUCGUUACCGCUGCGAUAACCUACCGCUUUAUCAAAUUCCCUGGCACUUUGAAGCAUUCUAUCACCCACCCCACCGAGGCGCUCUUCCUAGGCACUUCAACCCUCAGCUUGGCAUCCAUCAUCGCUGGCAUUGCCCGAUAUGGAAUCCCCUCAUGCGGUCCGUGGCUUAUAACCGCCUAUCGCGUCUUGUUUUGGAUAUACUUCGUCAUCACCUUUGCGCUUGCUGUUGGCCAAUAUUCACUACUAUUUACUUCCCCGCUUCUGAGAAUCCAAGACAUGACGCCCGCCUGGGAUCUUCCCAUAUUUCCCUUCAUGCUGUCGGGUACUGUCGCAUCAGCCGGUGCUGCAUUUCAACCGCCGAAUGAAGCUGUCCCUAUGAUACUCGGAGGUCUAACCGCUCAAGGUCUCGGGAUGUGUGUAUCGAUUAUGAUGUAUGGUAUUUACGUUCGACGGAUGAUACAAUGGGGAUUUCCGUCCCCUAAUUCACGGCCCGGCAUGUUCAUAGCGGUCGGGCCGCCUUCAUUUACAAGUCUUGCUAUUAUUGGGCUUGCAAAUGACUUUCCCGAGCACUACAACUUCUUCGGUGCUGACUCAAUCACCAUACAGAUUCUCCGUGUUCUCGCAACUUUCACGAGUAUCUUCAUUUGGUCAUUGAGCCUAUGGUUCUUCUGCAUCUCGGUUGUGGCUAACCUAGCUAUCAGAAAGCAGUUAUCAUUCCACCUUAACUGGUACGCUUAUGUAUUCCCAAAUGUUGGGUUUACAAUCACAAUCAUCUCUCUCGCAAAGAGUUUCCGAAGCCGAGCGGCCAUGGCAGUUGGCAGUGCGAUGACGCUCAUGCUAGUUGCGAUGUGGAUAUUCGUAUUUAUCCACCACGUAAAGGCCGUUAUCAAUUGCGAGGUCAUGUAUGAGGGAAAAGACGAAGACGUCUAUGUGAAUGAAAAGAGACACUCCCACGUCAAGCCCAACAAGAGUGUGAGCGACAUAGAAAAGGAGGCGUGAUGAAACUUGCGCUUAGGUACCUACCUUGCGGAACGCCAUCAAGCCAUGUAUACUGACUGGACUAGACCAUGUGGAUUUGUGCUGGCUUCAUAUAUCCUAACGACGAGGACGAACUAAUGAGAUUAUGAUUACUUAGAUUAUAAUAUAUCCAAUAUGGGGGACGGCAGUUUAAGAGAUACCUAGCGUUCACGGAACCGGUAUUAGGUAGCAACACAUAUGUAAUCAAUAAUAGACAUUUGUUUUACCACUA
Messenger RNA from Annulohypoxylon truncatum, 1744 nucleotides. Its product is annotated as voltage-dependent anion channel. Gene Ontology annotation, molecular function: malate transmembrane transporter activity. NCBI's taxonomy places the organism in Eukaryota, Fungi, Ascomycota, Sordariomycetes, Xylariales, Hypoxylaceae. Gene Ontology annotation, cellular component: membrane. Gene Ontology annotation, biological process: malate transmembrane transport. The record is from RefSeq and is a predicted model, not a curated record. Bases 217 to 1494 code for a protein of 425 amino acids. The transcript has 2 exons.